GUGGCUGUGUGGCCGCGAACGCCAAUCCAGAUAAUAUCAGCAUUUCUAACGUUCCAAUAUGACGGCUGCUAGCGUGAGGGCUUCCAAUAUCUGGGCAACGUGGACCUCGAUCAGCGACGAUGGUCUGGUUGGGUGGGUACCCUCUACGGUAGCAGCGGAAGGCAUCCGGGAAGCGUUUGAAUCCGAGACCGGAAUGAAGUUCGUCACCGAGUGGAAAACGGGACCGUGGAGGAAUCCCAACGGAGAUGAUUCUGACGUCGACCUCGUGGUGGUGAGGAAGAAGUCGAAAAGUUCCAAAUUGAAGGCGAAGGAGGAGAACCAAACGAACGAAGAAGAAUGGGAAGGUGCCCCUGACGAAGAUCUUGACGAAACGGAAGAUCAGACGGAACGUCAGAAGGGAGGCAGAGAGAAGGUUGUGCCAUUCAAGACGCGAUUCACAGAUAACAUAUGGAAAGAAACCACUGUGCCGAACGACGGUGUACCGUUCUUUAGCGUAUCACGGUUCAUAUGUUCAUGUAUCUUCGGCAAAGACAGACAUGACAGAGGUAAACAAAGAAUGCGAAGACAUGAACAGGAACGAAAGAGAUCUGAAGAGGAAGGGACCCCUCUCCCCAAGCGGAGACAAAGAGCUGCUACAAGAAAGGUCUGCUGCCCAGCCAUGUUGGCUAUGAAAAAAGUGGUGCGGUUUCCAGACUUUAAGGUGAAUGAGUUCACACCCAAAAAGUGUCGUGAAAUGCGGGAGACCCUACGAGCCAAGCUACUUUCGGGGGAGGAGGUUCGGAGAGAGAUCCGCGUCUACAUGAAGCUACCAACGGAGGCAGACCACGCAAAACACGAGCUAGUUGGGGAACCAAAGAAGAAACGGAAGAAGCUGAUCAAGUAUAACUCCAAUGCCCCAACUGCUGCACUUGAGGACAUUGAAAAUGCUUACAAGGUUGUUCAGAACAGCGCCCUCUGUAAGCGUACUCCCAUGAUGCUCCAUGCCGAAGUGCUGUUGGACCUGGAUGUAGGUUGUGAACUGGGUCUGAAGCUGGAGAACAUGCAGACUACAGGGUCUUUCAAAGUUAGGGGCUUGGCCAAUCAGCUCGCUCAGAUUCCUCAGAGCAUCAACAAACAGGAAGUAGAACUGGUUACCAUGUCGGCAGGGAACUAUGGGAAGGCGUUUGCGUUCGCCCUACAGGAUUCGGGUUUCAAAGCGAGGGUGCUCAUGCCUGAUACAGCCCCAGCCAACAGGGAGGAAGUUAUGAAGAGUUAUGGUGUAGAAGUCGAGAGACUGCCUAACGAUGUUCUCAAGCCCACCAUUGAUCACUAUGUCACAGAAUAUGGAAUGCACUAUCUACAUCCCUUUGAUGAUUUCCAUCUGAUUUGCGGUCAUGGAAGCGUAGGCUUGGAGAUCCUGGAAGACGUUCCAGACCCUGAUGUGAUACUGGUAUGCUGCGGGGGAGGAGGUUUGCUGGCUGGAAUAGCCGCUGCUGUUAAACUAUCAGGGAAUUCUGAGACAAGGAUCUAUGGGGUCGAACCUGAGCAAGCUUGCCUGAUGUAUAUGAGCAUGCAGCUGAACAAAGUUGUGAUAAAUCCCUCGGUUCAAUCUGUCGCCUCAGGAUUAGCCCCACCCUUUGCAGGUUACAAUGCUUAUCGUCAUGCAGCCAAGUACGUAGAUGAUAUCCUGUUGUUGAGUGAGGCAGAGAUCAUUGCUUCCGUCACACGUCUUUACCAUGCUGGCCUGGUGGUGGAGCCAGCAGGAGCUGCAGCCUUUGGGGCGCUUCUCUUCGGCAAGGUGCCAGACAUAGAGGGCAAGAAGGUGGUUGCUGUCAUCACUGGUAGUAACGUCUCGCCGGAAGAGCUUUGCAAUAUCGUUCAGACAGCAUCGUGACAGGGUUCAUAGUAGGUCAUCAGGAGUAAAAAGGCAGUCACU
Messenger RNA from Lytechinus variegatus (green sea urchin), 1915 nucleotides. RefSeq names its product L-threonine dehydratase catabolic TdcB-like. The record is from RefSeq and is a predicted model, not a curated record. NCBI's taxonomy places the organism in Eukaryota, Metazoa, Echinodermata, Echinoidea, Temnopleuroida, Toxopneustidae. The transcript is spliced from 11 exons. Gene Ontology annotation, molecular function: DNA-binding transcription factor activity; threonine deaminase activity; L-serine ammonia-lyase activity. The coding region runs from base 59 to 1873 and encodes 604 amino acids. Gene Ontology annotation, biological process: L-serine catabolic process; L-threonine catabolic process.